AUGAAAAUUCUGAUAAGAAUAAAAUGUAUUUUAUGUAUAUGUAUUUGUGUUAAUCGUAAUAUUUUUGCAGUGUUUUCCCUAAAACAGCAGAUAGCUCAAAAUGGAAGUAAAUACAUAUUUUUAAGUAAAAGUCGUGUAAAGUGUAGAAGUAAACAGUGUAUUAAUAGCAGUGUGUAUAGAGGAAGAAAGGAUUCUUUUGUAAAAUACGGAUAUGUUACCCCAAAUUAUUCAAAUUACCUGGAAGCAAAUAAAGUAAUAAAUACUAAACCGGAAGGAGAAAAAUUGUUGAAUAUAUUGUCAAUAGAAACUAGUUUUGACGACACAUGUGUAGCAGUAGUUAGAAGUGACGGGAAGAUACUGUCAGAAGGAUCAUCAUCGCAAGCACACAUAAUAGAGGAGUUCGGAGGAAUAAAGCCAUUCACAUCAAGAGACACACAUAUGGAAACAAUAGAAUCACUGUGCGAUAAAGUGAUGAAGGAAUCAGGACUAAAAAUGGAGGACAUAAAUGAGAUAGCAGUGACGAGAGGGCCAGGAAUGGAGCUGUGUUUGAGAGUGGGAUACAAUUUCGCAACAGAGCUGUCGAAGAGGUACAACAUUCCGCUGGUUUCCGAAAACCAUAUAGCCUCCCACUGCUUGUCACCAAUGAUAACAGACCAUCAGUACAAGCACAUGGGAAAUGGCAUGCAGGAAAAGUCAGAGGAUUUAAAGUACCCGUACCUGGCGCUUCUGCUAUCAGGAGGGCACUCGCAAAUAUACAUGGUGGAAAAUCCGUCAUCGUUUCACCUAAUGUGUGAUACGCAAGACCAGUUCGCAGGAUCGGUAUUAGAUAAGUGUGCAAGGGAGCUGGGCCUAGAGAUAGAGAAGGGAGGAGGGCCGGAGUUGGAAAAGGCAGCAAAGCAAACCAACAUAUCGCAGUUCAAGUUUACACUGCCGAGCAAGACGAGCAGCUAUCUCCAGUUCUGCUUUUCGGGAAUACAAUCGCAGCUUAAAGAAGCAAUAAAAACCACCUUAAACAAGUGGAAGAUGUCAACAGUGAAGGAGUUACCGAGAGAUAUAAUAAAUCAAUUGGCCUACACGGCGGAGUCAACACUGUUUGAUAAGGUAUUGGACGUGUUGGACAGAGCAAUGGACAUAUCAAGGACAUUCUUCCCAAUAAGGCAAGUGGUAGUAGUAGGAGGUGUGGCUGCAAACAAUACGCUCAAGAACAUGAUAUUUAAUUUGUUAUACGAUACUGAUGAUUCAGUGCUGUAUGAGAAGCAGAAAGUAUUUUUGAGAAAAGUGCAUCAAAUAGUAUUGAGGUUCAUAAGAGGAGAUAGGUACACGUUGACAGAAGAUAACCCAUACCGCCUAAUGUUUGAAAAAUUUAGCAGAAAGGUUAAAAGCCUGGAUGAGUACAUCCAUUACCUGUGGAAUCCGGACCUGAUGCCGGAGUUGUUGAUUCCAGGAAGGCUGGAAAAGGUGGGAACGAAGCACAAGAACGAGCUGUACAAAGGAAUGAUAUACCUGUACCUGAAGCAGCUGAACAUGAAGAGGCUCCUGAGAAUAAAAAGAGCAAUAAGGAGGGUGGACAAGAGUAUGGCGCUGCUGGAGCCGUCGAAGUACAUACUGCAGAAAAUCAGGAACGAUAAGAAGUCACCCUGCUUCACAAUAUCGCUGGAGCCGCAGCAAAGCAGAAGAUGGUACCUGUACAGCACAAGUAAAAAGUACUCGACGGACAACGCAGUGAUGAUAGGAUUCAGCCUAAUAGAAAAACACAGGUGA
Messenger RNA from Theileria orientalis strain Shintoku, 1761 nucleotides. RefSeq lists its product as uncharacterized. The transcript is spliced from 8 exons. Bases 1 to 1761 code for a protein of 586 amino acids. NCBI's taxonomy places the organism in Eukaryota, Apicomplexa, Aconoidasida, Piroplasmida, Theileriidae. Gene Ontology annotation, cellular component: mitochondrion. The record is from RefSeq and is a predicted model, not a curated record.